CGUUGUUGUUAAGCUUUGUCCGAAGUUUCUCAUAUCCUCCUUUACCCUUUCACACUCUCAGGCUAUUGUCGAAACAAGAACUCAACCAAAGUUUAUUAACUCCUCCUAAUCUCGAAUCAAUGGGGAAAACCCUCAUCGAAAUCUGUUUGAUAUCAGCAAGAGGACUCCGAGUCGGAACCGGAUUCGGAUCCUCGCUACUGAAACACCAAUGGUACGCCGUUGGAUGGAUCGAUCCAGAAGACAAGUACUGCACGACCAUCGAUGCUUCGAGAUCAGACAACCCUCUUUGGAGAACAAAGUUCGCUACUUUACUCGACGACGACGAUGAUGAUGAUUCCAAGGUUCAGGCCGGCUUGCACGUUGAGGUUUAUAGCAGAGAACCAUUCUUCUUGAGGAAGAAGCUUCAUGGCACUGCUACUGUUUCCUUGAAGGAGUUUCUAGCUAAGUUUAAGAAACAGAGUUCUUCUGUUGUUGAGGAAACUGGAAGCUAUCAGCUUAGGAAGACGAACUCAAUUAAGCCUCAAGGGUUUGUUGAUGUGUCGGUCCGUAUAUCUGCUGAAAGACAAGACUUUGGCGGUUUUACUGGAGAUUUUGGAGGAGUCAUGCUCUCUAACAACUCUGGUCAUAACACUUCAGGGCAAAACUACAUGCCCGGUUCAUCACAGCAUCCAUUUGCUUCAUUGAACCAGCCAAACAAUCCAAAGCCCUUCUCAAUCCCGCCAGAUAACCACCACUCCUCAAUGCCUAAUCCUCUAACGAACAACGCGUCCCCACAAAUGCAACAACCUUACUAUCCUCCUCCUCCACCAAUUCAGCAACCUUACUAUCCUCCCCCACCACCACCAGCAACUUCGAACGGAGGCUACGUGCCUUCAUACAUCCCGAGAUCAGCGAACGCUGUGAACCUUCCAUCAUCAUCAUCCUUUGGAGGAGCGGGAAGAGGAUACGCAAGGCCUGGACCAGGGGGUUCUGCGGGACUGGGAGCUGGUGCAAUAGUUGGAGCUGCUGCAGCUUUCUAUGGCAGGGACUAUCUAUCAGGAGGAUUCGACUUACCUACUAGCUUAUCUCUCCCAAGUGUCUCCAUCCCAAAUAUCCCCAUCCCCAAUAUCUCUAUCCCAAAUGGCUCCAUUUCCAUCGAUCCUCCGUUUUGACAACACUCCUGAGUCUUUGAACCAUUAUAUGAAGCAGCACAACUCGAUCAGCAUGGCUGUAUUGUGAAUGUUAUCUGAAAUUUUAUUAGACUAUAUAUGUAUUUGAUAUGAUAAGAUGUAUUUGAUUCAAACUGAUGGGGAUUGAAUCUUUGAUUUGUAGUGUAUUAAUAGUAAUGUAGAUCCUUCACUCGAAGGAGCAAAUAUGGAGUGAAUUAAACCG
Molecule: messenger RNA, 1371 nt
Organism: Raphanus sativus (radish)
Lineage: Eukaryota; Viridiplantae; Streptophyta; Magnoliopsida; Brassicales; Brassicaceae
Exons: 2
Coding region: 120-1151 (343 amino acids)
Biological process (GO): defense response
Source: RefSeq, a predicted model, not a curated record